This is a messenger RNA of Cornus florida, 1105 nucleotides long. RefSeq lists its product as uncharacterized. Bases 77 to 844 code for a protein of 255 amino acids. The transcript is spliced from 5 exons. The record is from RefSeq and is a predicted model, not a curated record. NCBI's taxonomy places the organism in Eukaryota, Viridiplantae, Streptophyta, Magnoliopsida, Cornales, Cornaceae.
CUAGUUAUAUACAAAGAUGAUACGACGGAGUAUAUGAAUUUGGGGUGUUUAGAUUCCCAAAUGUGUGGGGGAAAAAAUGCACACCCUCACUGCUUUCAACUCCUGUGGAUUUCUUCCCAAAUUUCCUCACCAUACAAGUCCAAAUCACUCUGUACCUAAAACAUUUUGCUGUAUGAGAAAACAAAGCAAAACAAGUCUGAGAAACACUUUGCGGCCAACCCUCUUUCUCUCCCUUUUCGGAUCAGGUUUCUUGUUGGGUCCCCUAAUUGAUGGAAUUCAUUCCAGGGUAAAUCUUGUGUUAUACCAAAACGGGUCGAUCGAAAUCGGUCCGCUUCACACAAACAUCUGGGUUCCUCCUUUACUUGGAUUGUUCUACUGCACUGUUGGGUUGCUGCAACUGUUUUUGGAUGAAAAGUUUCCCUCCAAUGUUCCAGAGGGGAACCUAGAGAAAACCACUCUCUCACUUGUAGCAUUGAUAGUAUUUAUCGAAGUGAGUGCUGAAUUGUACAAAGCUGGAGUCGCAGACAACAUUGAAGCAUGCAUAUUAUUUGCAGGGGCUGAAUUGAUGUGGUUGUUACUGGAUAGGACCAGGCUAGGGUUUGCCUUGGCUUGCUUUGUAGGCCUUGCUUGCCCAUUUGCUGAGAUUCCUAUAAUGAAGUUGUUUCAUCUCUGGUGUUAUCCCCAAGCAAAUAUUGAAAUCUUUGGCCAGGCGUUCUCAUUUGUGGUUUCUUCCCUUCGCUUAAGCAUCUGUUUUAAAUUCCUCAAGAAUACACUCCAAAAGUUCUUUUCCAUGGUGGGAUCAUUCAUCCUUUGGUGGAUCAAUAGUUGUUUGCUGUUAAACUAAUGCCGCCAUAUCAUUAUUUUGUUGUAGUGACUAUAUGUAUUCUCAUAUGUGUUAUUUUAGGCGUUCUCAUUUGUGGUUUCUUCCCUGCGCUUUAGCAUCUGUUUUAAAUUCCUCAAGAAUACACUCCAAAAGUUCUUUUCCAUGGUGGGAUCAUUCAUCCUUUUGGUGGAUCAAUAGUUGUGGCCAACAACUCCCAAAAAAACUCCACCCUUUGACUUAUACCUCCCAUAAUUUAUUUGAAAAACACAGCAAAAAAUUAUA